Messenger RNA from Balaenoptera ricei (Rice's whale), 3451 nucleotides. RefSeq names its product GPN-loop GTPase 2 (gene GPN2). Lineage: Eukaryota; Metazoa; Chordata; Mammalia; Artiodactyla; Balaenopteridae. The coding region runs from base 228 to 1247 and encodes 339 amino acids. The transcript is spliced from 5 exons. Gene Ontology annotation, molecular function: GTPase activity. The record is from RefSeq and is a predicted model, not a curated record. Gene Ontology annotation, cellular component: cytoplasm.
CGUCCGGAAGUCGGGUGCUGGUCCCGUUAGUACCUGGCCAUUUGGUCGCCUCACGUCACGCGGGUCCCUGCUCUUCCUCCUUAGGCGACCCCCGGGCAUCACCGCCGGCCCCCGACGAAGUGCACGUUGGGGAUCCCGUUGCCCUUGGCUCUCGUCUCCGGUUUGACUCCCGCCCUGCUUCCCUGCCGAGCUUACCUGCUCCGCACGGGGCCGUGUGCCGGCUGCCCAUGGCGGGGGCCGCUCCGACCACGGCCUUUGGGCAGGCGGUUAUCGGCCCGCCGGGCUCGGGGAAGACCACGUACUGCCUGGGCAUGAGUGAGUUCCUGCGCGCGCUGGGCCGGCGUGUGGCGGUGGUGAACCUGGACCCGGCCAAUGAGGGGCUGCCGUACGAGUGCGCCGUGGACGUGGCCGAGCUGGUGGGGCUGGGCGACGUGAUGGACGCGCUGCAGCUUGGGCCCAACGGCGGCCUGCUGUACUGCAUGGAGUACCUGGAGGCCAACCUGGACUGGUUGCGUGCCAAGCUCGACCCCCUCCGCGGCCACUACUUCCUCUUCGACUGCCCUGGCCAAGUGGAGCUUUGCACGCACCACGGAGCCCUGCGCAGCAUCUUCUCCCAGAUGGCGCAGUGGGACCUCAGGGUGCGUCUGGGGAUGGGCAGGCCCAUUUUGCAGAUGGAGGAACUGAGGGAGGAGAACAGAUGCCACGCCCCCAUGUCCCACAGCGAGCUGACUGCUGUCCACCUGGUGGAUUCUCACUAUUGCACAGACCCUGCCAAGUUCAUCUCGGUACUGUGUACCUCCCUGGCCACCAUGCUGCAUGUGGAGCUGCCGCAUGUCAACCUCCUCUCCAAGAUGGACCUCAUUGAACACUAUGGGAAGCUGGCCUUCAACCUGGAUUACUACACAGAGGUCCUGGACCUCUCCUACCUGCUUGACCACCUGGCUUCUGAUCCUUUCUUCCGCCACUACCGUCAGCUCAAUGAGAAGCUGGUGCAGCUCAUCGAAGACUACAGCCUGGUCUCCUUCAUCCCUCUCAACAUCCAGGACAAGGAGAGUAUCCAGCGGGUCCUGAAGGCUGUGGAUAAAGCCAAUGGCUACUGCUUUGGGGUCCAGGAGCAGCGGAGCCUGGAGGCCGUGAUGUCUGCCGCGGUGGGAGCUGACUUCCACUUCUCCUUCACCCUGGGCCUGCAGGAGAAGUACCUGGCGCCCUCAGAGCAGUCAGUGGAGCAGGAGGCCAUGCAGCUGUAGCAACAAGCUGAGCUCUGGAGAACAAGACACACGGCCCAGCACUGGGGAGAGUGGCGGCUCCCAGUGAGCAGCGGACAGCUCAAUGGGCUGCAGAUCCAAGGGCAGCACUUCCGGCCAGAGCUGGGAGACUGGCGAGGGGAUACUCAGCCUUGCGGAGGACUUCUGGCCAAAAGCCACACAUGUGGCCAAGCAGAGCACCAUCACAGCCUCAUGAUCUCUGGGCGCUGCCACCAGGGAUUCAGCACUGGUCCCACUCAGGCUGUGAUGGAAUGUGCUACAAUACAAGAGUUUAUCUUCUACUUUUUGUGGCUUCCAAACUUUCUUCAACCAUCCAGGCCAAGUGAGUUGGGAAUAUGGGAAUGUCACCUUUCCUCAGAAGAGUCCUAUUUCUUCAUACUAUAGGGCAGUGUUUCCCCCAAAGCACGGGAUCGUACUAGAGGGUUGGCUCUCAGUCCUCAGUUAUGCUCUUUGGUUAAUCUUCAGUUUUAACAGUGAACCUCAAGCUUGAGGUCUCACAGACAACACUUCCUAGCAGAUCUUGUAAUGUUUUAUUUUCGUUGUAUUUAUGUCACGGUUUUAUUGUUUUUUGAGGCAAGUGUUAACUAGUUUUCCAUUUAUAGUAGUGAUUAAAAGUUGACUUUAAAAUGAAAUUAUUUAUACCAGAUGAGUUGCUUAAAGAAAAAUAUCAGUAUAUAAUCUGAUAUCAUGAGGGCUGUGGGAAAAAUCAAGAUGGCUUGAAGUUGGAGAUACUGGUGUUUGCUUCCUUUGCUCUUCUUGCAACUGGUUGGAUGCAAUUCACAUUUUCAACCAGUAGGUAGCAUCCCAGGCUUAUUUUUUAAUUUUAAUUUUUUUUUCAGCUGUAGCCUGGAAGCAGAAGGGGACAGAUGGCUGUUGUGCCAGUAGUCUUACUUGCAGACACUCAGUGCUGUUAAUACAUGGGAAGGGCUUAGCAUUUUACAAAGAGCUUCCACACACACAGUCCUCAUGUGGCUUUCACAGCAGCUCCUAGGGAUAGAGACGAGAUGGGGAAUAGUAGUAAGCCCCACUUUACUGUGAGGAAACAGAAAGAUGAGGAGUUUGAACUUCAGUCAGCCUGUCUCUCUCAUAGCUCACUUUGCUGAAUACUUAAUGGUGAAAAGUCAGGGCCCUCCUCCCACAGGGUUUGUAACCAAUCAGGAGAAAGAAUUUAGACACCUGUAGGGUAUUACUGAAUCAUAAAUCAGGGGGAAGAUAGAUGACUGGUGGUUUGGACAGUUGGAGAAUUCAGUUUAGGAAAACUGUUCUGAAGUAGCAUUGAGAUGGGGGUGACUGGGCUUUGCUUCUCACAUUUGGUCACCAGAGCAGAAGGCAGAAGAGUGAGGGGCUGUGAGGAGGCUCCGCGGGCUGGAACCCCCACUCCCACGCCUGGCGGGAUAGGGGAUGAUAACUGGGUGCUCCUUCCCCGACUCUCAUCUGAGGAGUUCAAAGCACCUCAUCCCUAUUGACGCUGUACACGGUGGGUGGGGAGUGUCAACAGUGCAAGCCAGGGAAACUGAGGCCAGGAGGCACUGCCUGGGGCUGGCUGUGAGUCACCUAUGGGGCCUGGAGCCCAGGAAUAAUGACACCCAGGCUGCUGGCCAGAUCCCUCAUCAGUUAGGGCAUGAGGGUGGGUGCUGCGUUUUUGAAACUAAUACCAGUAGCUGUGGUCAUGGGUUUUGAUGCUUACCCCAUCCUGGAGGCCCCAGCUAUCACCAAAGCACACCAGCUGGAAGGAAGCAUCAUUUAGAACUCUAUGGCCUCAUAUGCAAGCACCCUGAGCAUUUAUUCUCUGCAGUCAUCAAGUGAAGAAGGACGGAAAAAUUCCAAACUUUAUUUUCAGGCCUUGGUGUGACAACAAGGGUGAUUUCUCCUCUAGUAAAUGGAGCUCUGUCCGCUUCCCACUGAUAGCAGCGUGAUUUUCUAUCCCCCCUGUCAUGAUUGGGAGGGGAUAGCACAGUGCAGAAAAGCAGAGGUGUCUGGGUUCCAGGUGAGGUCUGUUCAGCAUGAAGUGUGUAGGGUAAGAGAAAGACCAUCCUCGAUUUGUCAGCAUAUGACGACUGUCCUUAAGAUUUCUUUUUUUCCUGAUGGAAAAGUAAAACGCUUGGAAAAUGAAAAUAAGUCACCCGUAAUCCCACCACAGAUAAAUAAUUUUUAAAUAUUUAUAAUAAAUUUUCUAUUCAAAUGUA